This is a messenger RNA of Equus quagga, 6551 nucleotides long. It is a transcript of the gene CHRNE, whose product is annotated as cholinergic receptor nicotinic epsilon subunit. Gene Ontology annotation, molecular function: transmembrane signaling receptor activity; acetylcholine-gated monoatomic cation-selective channel activity. Gene Ontology annotation, biological process: monoatomic ion transmembrane transport; nervous system process; regulation of membrane potential. NCBI's taxonomy places the organism in Eukaryota, Metazoa, Chordata, Mammalia, Perissodactyla, Equidae. The transcript has 10 exons. The record is from RefSeq and is a predicted model, not a curated record. Gene Ontology annotation, cellular component: synapse; postsynaptic membrane; neuron projection. Bases 4435 to 5871 code for a protein of 478 amino acids.
GCCACCGAGAAGCAGAAUGUGUGAACUUAAUCGCUGCGCCUCUGGGCCGGCCCCUAUGUGUGUUUUUUUAAUGCAUGAACUCUGUCCCAGCAAUUUCACUGCUAGGAAUUUACUCUACAGAUAUACUUCCAAAAGUAUGCUAACGAUAAAUGCACAAAUAUGUUCACUGUUGCAUAGUAUGUAAUCUCAGAAACCCAAGUGGUUAGCAUCUUAAAUGUCUAUCCAUUGAGAACUGCAUAAAUGAUCUAUGGGGCAUUCAUACAACGAAGAGUGUGCAGCAGUUAAAAAGAUGAAGACAACUUGUAUGCCCUGCUAUGGGCCACUCUCUACGGUAUAGUAAGUGAGAAAAAGAUGCAGGAUAGUAAACAUACUCUGAUGCUUUCCAUAUAUGUUAAAUCAAUAAAUGCAUAUACAUAUACGUAUAUACACGGCACAUAUGCUACACUUUGAUCUAGAAGCAUUGAAUUUACAAGAAACUGCUAACCUUUGGGAAAACGGACUGGGUGGAAAGAGGAAAGCUUUUGAUUUUCAUUAUGCCUUCCUGUACCCUUCAAUUUUUCUAGUGAUGGCAUGUAUUACUUUUUUAUCAUCAGAAAGGUUUUUCUGGGUAUUGUGUUAUGGGGCAUUUUUGUUUUCUUUAUACUAGUUUAUUUUUUUUAAUCCUAAUAUUUUUAAGUUGAGAAAAGGGGGAUUCACUGGAAAGACGCUGAGGUGCCUCAUGCCGUCGAAGGAAGUGCUGGGCCCCCAGGCUGCAGGAGACAGUGCGGCUGGGCCUCAGGAAUUUCUGGGGACCAGGGGCUGGGAUGCUGACGGCCCUUUCUUGUCUCUACUUGUCUCUGUGUAUCAGCCGCCUUCUCUCUCACUCCACGUAAAAGAUGAGGAAUGAAACAUGGCUGCCCCAUGCAUCUAAAUGUCUUAUCUUUCAGCUCCUACAGCAGCGAGACCGCCUUCCUGAGUUCCUGCUUGACAAAAUUCUCAAGGAAGGACUGUCUUUGGCCUGGCUUGGGUCAAGUGUCCUCCCCUGGACCCAUCAACUCUGGCCAGGGGAGGGGGGUGGGUGGGAGGUGGGGAGUGUCUCUAAGAAGCUGGCAGACCCUCUGAGGUCACAUGGUUGGAGAAGAACGGUUCUCGGUAGAAGGGAGGGUGCUGGGAAGAUAACACUGAGCUCAUGCCUUCAUUGGUUCAGAGUGCCCAUCAUGUGCUGGGCUCUGCAACCAGCAAGGGCUCAGCCAUCAGCGAGCUUAGGUUCUAGUGAGGGAGACAGUCUGGAAAUUGGUGUCUGCCAGACCUCCCUGUCCUGGCUCAGCCGAACCCACUUUCCCGUUCACAAAAGAAAGAGGAGCUCUUUUUGUUGCAGGCAGAGGAGGCCCUCAUCAGACCAGCUCGGGGAUAUUUCCACUGUGCGGGCACGGAUGACUAAGGAACAGAGCCUGGCAGGCCGGGCCACGGAAGGCGGCUCAGCUGUUCUGAGUUGCCAGCCAAGAGCCAGUAGGUGAAGGGAGUGGCUUCCUGUUGAGCUGAGAUCUUUGGGUCCAGCUUGGAAGUCAAGAUGUCCCCGAAACAAAAUAGUCAGGCAGCCCACCAAGGUUCUGUGGAAUUGUUAUUAUAGAAAUACAAACCCCAGGCCUGGCUCCACCAACUUGGCAGGAAGUCUCGGUCCCUCAGGCUAUCGUCAUCCUGAGCAAACACAGAAGACGCGGCGGCUCAGUUCUGGCCUAGCACUCCGGAACGGGAUGGCUGCCGGGGUGGGGGUGGGGAGUGGAGGUAAGAGCCCCUCCUGCAGACUCCCCAGGGCAAGGUUUUCUGAUGUGUGUGCUCUGUCAGAGAUGCCUGUGGGAUUCACUGGUCUGAGAAAGGUCUCCACCCGCAAGUUACAGCCCCAGCUGGGGACUCAACAGCAGAGUGCUCUCCUAUAGAUGUGAUCCCUGCCUCCGGCCAAUGGCCCAAGCUGCAGUCUGUGGGUGUGGGCAUCAAGCGAUGAGUAUUUCCACUCCCCCCCACCCCCUCAAACUACUCUCCUGCAUGCAGGUUGUUGGUCCAAAUGUGGUUUUGCGCCACUAUUGUAUCUUAUGGGAUGUGGGGUGUGUGUGAUACAUUGUUUAUACAUGAUGUAAUGAUGGCGCUUAAAUUGAGGAUUUAGCCCAUAGUUUGGAGAAUGGAUGGAAAUCACGCCUGGAGGAGACUGUACGUAAAUCUGAGGACACUGGACUCUGAGGUCAAGGGCUUUGUCAAAGGCCCCUGCCACAAUCACUUUUGGAAGUAAGACAUCAGCUUUCAAUCCUGCUGGGAAGGCCAUAGUGCAUUUUCAGUUGUCGCAGUGAGAAUGGGAUCACGACAGGGUGUUUUAGGAACUAAAUAUGCAGGAAGUGGGCGGAGCUGGUAAGGGUGGAAGGCUCUGGACAUGUGGGUGGCCACACCCACUGCCCUUGGGCAGUCUUGGGCCAACCCCAUGAGUGUUCCGUGCCAGUCCCCCCAUCCCCCAGCCUCGUGGCAUCAGGCAGGUAGCAAUGGGAGUAAAGGCUGAGUUGACUGCAUCUGCAGAGAGAAGCCAAGAGCACGACUUGGGGCCAAGACCAUGGUGAAAUGAUGCAGAAGCUAUGAGAAAGCAGAAACCGCACAGCAGAAAGGGGAUAUACAAAGUAGAGGGAAAAGGCAGCUGGUCAGGAGUGAGAGGAGCACAGAGCAGACAGAGCAGAGGCAGGAGAGGUGGGAGUGGCCAGUCCCCAGAGCUGCCUUAGCCUCUGACACUGGUCCAGUGUGUUCCAUCCACCUGUAAGGCUGUGGAUCUGAUUCUUGCAACACAAAGAAGCUGAGUGACAUGGUACACUACUUACAGCUUCCAUGACUCCUGCUUUUUACCCUUUGACAGUUCUGGUGUCACUGUCUGUUUAUUGGUCUCUCCCGCCUCCUCGAGGCCGUGUUUUAUUCACCUCUAUAAUCCUAGCAUCUGGCCCUGUGUAGGGAACCCCGUAGGUGCCCAUUGCUGUUUGAGUAAAUAUCUGCAUUUAUCACAACUCCUGGACUAGGCCCUGACGCAGAGGCUGUGGAAUGGGCAGCAGCACAGAUUUUAGAGUCAGUGUGUGUAACAGCCACGUGCAAGGUGAGCUGGGCCAAAGAGAUUCUUCCUGAGGGUCUGAAGUGGAAAACGUGGAAUAAGGCAAUCAGCAGUGGAAGCAGAGGCGUCAAGGAUGUGUGGGAAGCGGACAAACUGUGUGGACCCUCUGGUCUUUGGUUUCCUUGCUUGUUACAUGGGGGUGAUUAUGACGGAGCUCAUAGGGAGAGGAAGACCGCCAAAAAUGAUGGACAUGCAAGUGUUUAGUGAAGUGUAAAACAAACACAGGUGUACAUGAUCAAUAAAGCUGACUGACAAAUCUCAUGCAUUAUUGUCAGCCUACUUGUGUGACCUUGGCCCUGACCUGAGAGUCCGCUUUCGUACAUUCAGGUCAGUGGUAACUGCUGUGCUGGCCCGGUGUGGGGAAGCAACGGGUAAGGAUCGAAAGUGCUAAGUCCAGCACCUCCUACCGGGUGAGGAAACAUAUGGAUAGCUUCUUAAAAAACAGAUUUCUGGCACCCCAUCUCUGCCACCCUCUUAAAUCAGUGUUCUUUAGGGAUGGAGCCUAGGAAUGUGAAUUUUAAAUAAGCACCACAGGUGAAGGAUUAGGGUGGUCCAAGGAGACUUUAAGAAACACUGAAAGGAUCAAUUAAGGUGUGAGGCGGGGUGGGAGCUGGGGAAGACAGUACUAUCACCUGUGGCCACAAGGUGGCAGCAGGGAGAGGCAAGGAGAAACUGGCCCCCUCUAGCAGGUGCCCACUGAGAGGGGCUGGGGUGGGCAUGCAUGGGAAUGAGGCUGUGGGAAGAGGUGGACCCCCGAAAUCCUGCAUGGUCUCCUUUGCCAGGUGAAAUCUGUUACUGCAGACUGAUCCCCUGUGACCGCCGGUCUCAUUACCAGGUCUUAUGGAGACUUUGCUACUGCCAAACUGCCGGCAGAAACUGCAUUAGCAUGACUCUGGCCGUGCUGUGUGGUGAUAAUGUGUGUUCCACACGGGUGAGUAUGUGAGGCAAGGGAUGUCACCUGCCCAGGGCAGCUUACUCAAAGGACACCAGUGCAUGUUUAAAGCAGGGGCUGCUGCCAGUCUCUUGAAGGACCUGUCCACCUGCAUCGGGCCUGCUUCAGUCAUGAGAGGAUCGGGUCUGUGACUUAGGAGCUGGCCAAAGACCAGACAAAGGAUACUGGGAUGGGGCGGGGGCAGGGAACACAGGAUGGGGCAGCUGCCUCUGGAAGCAGCCAAGAUGUUCCUGGCUGCAGUAGGGGUGGGGAGAGGAUUAGGUGACAGUCCCCUGACCCAGCCCGGAACUAACACCCUCCUCCCCCUCACUCACCCACCCUCCAAGCUUCCUAAAGCUCAGAAUAACCCCGAGGACCAGACAGCGGGAUGGCAGGGGCUCUGCUCGGCGCCCUGCUCCUCUUGCAGCUUCUCGGCAGAGGUGAGGGGAAGAACGAGGAGCUGCGGCUUUAUCACCAUCUCUUUGACAACUAUGACCCAGAAUCCCGGCCAGUGAAGGGGCCUGAGGACACUGUCACCAUCAGCCUCAAGGUCACCCUGACCAAUCUCAUCUCACUGAACGAGAAAGAGGAGACCCUCACCACCAGCGUUUGGAUUGGAAUCGAUUGGCAGGAUUACCGACUCAAUUACAGCAAGGACGACUUUGGGGGCAUAGAAACUCUGCGAGUCCCUUCAGAACUCGUAUGGCUACCAGAGAUUGUGCUGGAAAACAAUAUUGACGGCCAGUUCGGCGUGGCCUACGACGCCAACGUGCUGGUCUACGCGGGCGGCUACGUGAGCUGGUUGCCCCCGGCCAUCUACCGCAGCACCUGCGCCGUGGAGGUCACCUACUUCCCCUUCGACUGGCAGAACUGCUCGCUCGUUUUCCGCUCUCAGACGUACAAUGCCGAAGAGGUGGAGUUCGUCUUUGCGGUGGACGAUGAAGGCGAGACCAUCAGCAAGAUCGAAAUCGACACCGAGGCCUAUACUGAGAACGGCGAGUGGGCCAUAGACUUCUGCCCCGGGGUGAUCCGCCGCUACGACGGUGACGCCGCUGACGGCCCGGGGGACACUGACGUCAUCUACACGCUCAUCAUUCGCCGGAAGCCGCUCUUCUACGUUAUUAACAUCAUCGUGCCCUGCGUGCUCAUCUCGGGCCUAGUGCUGCUCGCCUACUUCCUGCCGGCGCAGGGUAGGGAGGCCACCGACCCUAACCCCGGGCUCACUCCUGGGGGGCGGGGCCUGCUCUCACCGGGCGCUCCCUCCAGCUGGCGGCCAGAAAUGCACAGUCUCCAUCAACGUCCUGCUCGCCCAGACCGUCUUCUUGUUCCUAAUUGCCCAGAAAAUCCCAGAGACGUCUCUGAGCGUGCCACUGCUGGGCAGGUCUUGUUGGAGCUGCUGCCGCGCCUCCUGGGCUCGGGCGCGCCCCCCGAGGUCCCCCGGGCCGCCUCGCCCCCAAGGCGGGCGUCGUCCGUGGGCAUCCUGCUCCGCGCGGAGGAGCUGAUAUUAAAAAAGCCGCGGAGCGAGCUCGUGUUUGAGGGGCAGAGGUACCGGCACGGAACCUGGAGCGCUGCCCUCUGCCAGAACCUGGGCGCCGCCGCCCCCGAGAUCCGCUGCUGUGUGGAUGCCGUGAACUUCGUGGCCGAGAGCAUGAGAGACCAGGAGGCCACCGGCGAGGAGGUGUCCGACUGGGUGUGCAUGGGGAAGGCCCUUGACAACAUCUGCUUCUGGGCUGCUCUGGUGCUCUUCAGUGUGGGGUCCAGCCUCAUCUUCCUCGGGGGCUACAUCAACCAAGUGCCUGAACUGCCCUACCCGCCGUGUAUGUAGACCCAAGCCCGGGGCCACACCGACUUCCACUUUCCUACUCAUCUCCAGGAGGAAAUUGAUUUUGAAAAACAAAUUGCUGCCGCUGUUGUAUUAUGACCCUUUCCCACUGCCAAUAAUCAAUCUGUAUUGUGCCAACUUCCCAAGAGGAGUUGUGUCUGCACCCGUAUGUAGGUCUGGCCACCCAGCAGCAGGAAUCAGGAGAGGGCAGACGAUUCACGCAGGCUCAUGGGCCCCAAUCCUCCAGAAACAAGAAUCACCCUGGAUUCAGCCUUUCUCACCUCCCAGUUUUUCUCAGGCCCCAUGUGACCCUCUAGCCCUUGCAGAUUAUAAGCGAUCUUUAUCCAUCUCAUAGCCAAACAGGACAGACCCCUUUGCAGGACUGGCACAUAUGGAGGCUGGAACCAGGAAGCCAGGUCCCUCUCUGGCCUGAUCCUGCUGGAGUGGGCAGAGACCAAAGGCCCUCAGUGCAGAUCCCCCACAGGCCCACAGGUUCAAGGCUGAGGAUGCCCUGGCCCUCCCACAGUCACUUCUUCUAGGUCUUCCUGGCCGCGCACUGCCCCACCAAGACUCACUGCAGAUUCCACCCUACCUUGCCCCCUUCAUCCCAGCUCCGCUGGCUUGUCCUGGCUAGUAUCUGGGAUUGUGAAAGAACAAAGAAUAAAACAGGGCCUGAAAUGGUG